Messenger RNA from Ectocarpus sp. CCAP 1310/34, 1275 nucleotides. The record is from the annotation of a GenBank genome assembly. NCBI's taxonomy places the organism in Eukaryota, Phaeophyceae, Ectocarpales, Ectocarpaceae.
CGGCGCAUCCUGUUUCACCACAAACAUCGCGAACGCAAGCCUCGUUCUCCACGGCAAUCGACUCCGCUUGGUCGAAUUACAUAAAGAGACACCACUCUCGAAGUCAUCAGACCUAGUCUCGUUCUAGGACGGCUGUCCCGGCUUGGUUCUGGCCGUGGCUCGUGGCAGCCUCAUGCAGUUAGACCGCACAAUCGAAUGCGAGGGGAAGAGAGGGUAGUGAGACAGCAGCGAAAGAAGCACAUCCGCGGGAUACAAAUCAGCCAGCUGUUGACAAAGGUUAUCACCGAGGCAGCUGGAAAACCCGUGCAAUCUGUGGUUGCUGAUGAAGUUGAGCUCCUCGAAAAGGGUAAAGAGCAUGUUGGAGGCAUCCGAGAGAGAGCAUCGAAACGCGGGAAACGACAGCCUGCUGAUGCUGUUGCUGCUUCAUCUGCUGCGGCGAAGCAGGCGAAGCGCAAGGGGGCUGACGCAGCUCUCUCCGACCCUCUAGCAUUGGCUCAUGAUGGCGGGACAAGAAGCGGUGCUACCCCAGCUACGUCGCGGGAGGAAGCGCACUGCAACAGCUCGAUAGGGUGGACCACUUACUACACAGCGCUCGCUGUGGCAGCCAGAGCGGGAGAGCACACGUGUACUGACACGGACGUGUGCCACCCCGGCCAGCGGUGCAAGCCCGUUGAGUCUGGUGGAGUGAGCCUUGCCGAGCGAACCAACAGUCUCGGCAUUCGGCACGAAACUUCCAGCGAUGCACGGCGGCGGAUGCACAACACGAACCACGACAUCGCCCACAAGAUCGCUGCGAGUGAGGGAUGCUACGUGUACAACGAGCGCAAGACACGGAGUGACGUGACGAAUCCCGGGAACAGAGGAGGAGCUGGGGGAGGUGCAGGAUACCUAAAGUCUUGUGUGGGCUACUAGUGUUGGGGUGCAGACAGACGAUUUUGUGGUGGGAGCGGCCGGAGACAAGGUGUUGACGGCUAGAAGGUGGGCGGUAGACGAGUCCAGGGCAAGGAAAUGGGCCGCCCCCAAGAACUUCACCAGAUCUUGCAAGUUGCGGGUUCGGGGCGCAUCGUGCUACUGCUCGACUUGCCGAAUAGGCUGCUACGAUGUCUGCAUGGUAGCGAAGGUGUACCCCGACUUGGUUGGCGAGGUGAUGGAGAAGUUGGGAAAAGAGAUGGUUGGGAGACGCACGCGUGGGGCUCAAUUGACCGGCGUUAUUCUUCUGGUCAUAUCUUCGGACGAGUCCCCAGUGGCGCCUACGCUUGACGAGAGCAUGGGGGA